CAUACGAUAUAGGAGCAGAAUCAGGCUACUCGGUCCCUCGAGUCUGCUCCCCCAUUCAAUCAAGGUUGACUUUUUUCAUGGUGAGAAAGAAAAGGGGAACCAUUGGCCAGUCUACCAUCAGUUGUAAAAUGUUGUAAUCGAUCGUUGAAGAAGUAAAAUCAUGGCAGUUAGAAAAUAACAAACGUAUUAAGGCAGAUUCUCCUGAGUUUAUGUGACUUAACAAAUCCACACCACGUUUCCCAGGCUGAGGUUUGUGCUGCUCCUCAGAAUGGAUUCCAACAACUAAGCCACAAAUUUAUCCAACUGGCCAGUCAUUACUCGGUUUGUUUCCUUCCCUCCCGAAUAAAUUUCUGAAUUGGCCAGCACCCCACAGUCUGACAAUGUGUGGAAUAUUUACCUUAGGUUUGAUGUUACAUUUCUUGACAGUAACUGUUUGAUGGGAAUGGCUUAUUGGAAUGUUUGAUGGGAAAGGUACCCCUGAGGUGAACAUUAUCCGUGUUGCGCCUGAUGGCGGCCGCGUCCGGAUCGCCAUAAGAUGGUGGACAGGCGAGCAGGGCUUCGUCCCACGUGACCGAGGGGCGGAAAGCAGCUCUCGCGAGAUCCACCGCCUCGCUAUGCUGGGGCCCGGCCGACAUCUCGCGGGAGUGGGGUGCGUGGCGUCGCGAGAGUCCGGUCGGCGGGUGGAUGGCGUCGUUGGCGAGUUUCCCUCAGAUGCUGGAACCCUUGGGAAGCCCCACGUUGCAGAUGAUGCUGGGUGGUGACAUUAUGAAGCUGGAAAAUGGGCAGUCAAAGCUUGGCUUGCCACCUCUCAACCCUGAGCAACAGGAAGCACUUCAGAAGGCUAAGAAGUAUGCAAUGGAACAAAGCAUCAAGAGUGUGUUAGUGAAGCAAACGAUCGCUCACCAGCAGCAGCAGCUUACCAACCUGCAGAUGGCAGCACAGAGGCAGCGGGCAUUGGCGAUUAUGUGCCGUGUUUACGUUGGAUCAAUUUACUAUGAGCUGGGAGAAGAUACCAUUCGGCAGGCCUUUGCUCCCUUUGGACCAAUCAAGAGCAUCGAUAUGUCGUGGGACUCCGUCACCAUGAAGCACAAGGGGUUUGCCUUUGUGGAGUACGAAGUUCCAGAGGCAGCUCAGCUUGCCCUUGAGCAGAUGAACUCGGUGAUGCUGGGAGGCAGAAACAUCAAGGUUGGCAGACCGAGUAACAUAGGACAAGCUCAACCAAUCAUAGACCAGCUUGCAGAGGAAGCCAGGGCGUUUAAACAGAAUUUAUGUCGCGUCGUUCACACCGGAUCUGUCGUUGAUGACAUUAAAAGUGUGUUCGAGGCCUUUGGAAAGAUUAAAUCCUGCACCUUGGCCCGAGACCCCACAACGGGGAAGCACAAAGGAUAUGGAUUCAUUGAAUAUGAGAAGGCCCAGUCCUCGCAGGAUGCAGUUUCCUCCAUGAACCUCUUCGACCUCGGCGGCCAGUUCCUCCGCGUUGGGAAGGCGGUGACCCCUCCGAUGCCGUUGAUGACUCCAGCCGCACCUGGUGGAUUGCCUCCUGCUGCAGCGGUGGCAGCUGCGGCAGCAACAGCCAAGAUCACAGCUCAGGAGGCUGUAGCUGGUGCAGCAGUGCUCGGUGUCAGUGGUCUCUCAGCACCAGGUCUGGUUACCCCAGCACUUACCCUUGCACAGCCACUGGGAGCAUUGCCACAAGCUGUCAUGGCAGCCCAGGCUCCAGGUGUCAUAACAGGUGUGACUCCAACCCGUCCAACCGUGUCGUUACCGGUGACCAUCCCACAGGUGGGGGUGGUUAACCCUGUCCUUGCCACGCCUCCAGCAGCUUCUGGUACUGCAGAAGUUAAGAAGGAAGACGAGGAGAAGUUGCUGGAUACGGAGCGGCUGGAGAUGCUGAGUGAGCAGGAGCACAUGAGCAUUUCCGGCAGCAAUGCCAGGCACAUGGUGAUGCAGAAGCUGCUGCGCAAGCAGGAGUCCACAGUCAUGGUCUUGCGGAACAUGGUGGGUCCUGAGGACAUUGACGAUGAUCUGGAGGGCGAAGUAACAGAGGAAUGUGGUAAAUUUGGGGCUGUGAACCGUGUGAUCAUCUACCAGGAGAAGCAGGGCGAGGAGGAGGAUGCUGAGGUGAUUGUUAAAAUCUUUGUGGAAUUUUCCAUGGCUUCAGAGAUGCACAAAGCCAUCCAGGCUCUUAAUGGGCGAUGGUUUGGAGGACGGAAGGUGGUUGCAGAAAUAUAUGACCAAGAUAGGUUUGAUAACAGUGACCUGUCUGCUUGAACUCUGCGGCGUGAUUUGUUUUGUUUCUGAAAUGCAGCAAAAGGACUUUGUAUAGACUUGGGGUCAGCUGUGGUUCAGGGACCUCACCUACAGCUGAUGUCUCACUACCCACUCUAAGCUGGGACCUCGGGCUGCUGCAGAUGGAUCCAGUACGUUUCCACUUCGUGAACUGACAAGAUGCCGUGUUUGCUUCCCUGUUACGCUCUGCUGUUUCUCCAUUCGGUAUCAAAACCCAGUGGACCAAAGUGCAGACCUGUAACAACGUGGAGCGGUCUGGGAGCUCAGCCAUGAAAUCCCUGCCUGGACCACUGGUUUAUACCCAGUUCAUCCUGUUGAUGAAUUUUUUUCCGUGGCUGCUUCUGUCAAUGGGAAUCACAGAACGUUAGGAUUUGUUGCCCCAGAUGGAAGUUAUGGACUUGGGCUGUGUGGUGAUUUUUGACCCGGUGUGAUACUGUUCAGGUCCAUGGUCUCAGCACUGGGUCAAUCCAUCUUAACACAUGAAGAUGGCCUGGAUUCACAGACCUCUCUCCAGAUGGUUAAAUUCCGUGCGAUUGUGUUUUUUUUAAACUCUGUCCACAUGUUUGCAGUCAUAACAUUGUAGGCAAGUUACUGUUUCAUUUCUAUUAAAGAAAUUAUUAAAUAAAAACACUCGCAGUG
Molecule: messenger RNA, 2928 nt
Organism: Pristis pectinata (smalltooth sawfish)
Lineage: Eukaryota; Metazoa; Chordata; Chondrichthyes; Rhinopristiformes; Pristidae
Product: poly(U)-binding-splicing factor PUF60-like
Exons: 11
Coding region: 685-2271 (528 amino acids)
Biological process (GO): alternative mRNA splicing, via spliceosome; regulation of alternative mRNA splicing, via spliceosome; mRNA splice site recognition
Cellular component (GO): precatalytic spliceosome; catalytic step 2 spliceosome
Molecular function (GO): RNA binding
Source: RefSeq, a predicted model, not a curated record